Messenger RNA from Anolis carolinensis (green anole), 6952 nucleotides. RefSeq names its product anoctamin 3 (gene ano3). NCBI's taxonomy places the organism in Eukaryota, Metazoa, Chordata, Lepidosauria, Squamata, Anolidae. The transcript has 27 exons. Gene Ontology annotation, cellular component: plasma membrane. The record is from RefSeq and is a predicted model, not a curated record. Bases 154 to 3147 code for a protein of 997 amino acids. Gene Ontology annotation, molecular function: protein dimerization activity; chloride channel activity. Gene Ontology annotation, biological process: chloride transmembrane transport.
UCUUCCAAGCCGAGCAUUCGCUGGAGCAAGUGCCGACUUACAUAGCUGUUUCAAAUCUGCUGGUGUCUAUGGAGCAGUGAGGCAGUCUGUUUCUUAUUUGCAACACCUUGAUCCCUUCAAGCUCAUUAAAGUGCUACGGCCAAGCUCUCCUGCAUGAAGAUGGUUCACCACUCGGGUUCUAUUCAGUCAUUUAAACAGCAGAAAGGCAUGAACACUAGCAAGAGUGAGAAUGUAAAAGAACCCCCUUUGAAGCCUUCCAGAAGAUCCUUACCAUGCCUAGCCCAGAGCCAAACCCAUCCCCACAGUCUCAGCAAACACUCCUCAUUUCUUCAACCAAAUCAAGUGCAACCUCAACCUCAGCCAGUAAGUGCAGGUGCAUCAACCACCACAGUUGACGUUGUCUCAGAACGAGCUAAAGUGAUGGAAACCUUGGAAAGUAAUUUGCUAAAGUUAUCUAAUACAGAGUACAGUGACCCAUUCUUAGAUCUAGGAAGAGAGAAAGACACAUAUACAGAUGAUUCAGAACAUGGGAAUUAUGAUUCUCGUACUGAUCAAUCUCUACUUAUUAAAAAUACACCUACAAGACAGAAGCCUGAACCUCGGUCAAAGACAUCAUUGAAGAAUGAUAUGAGUGCCCUGGCAACAUCAGGUCUCUUCUUCAAGGAUGGCAAAAAGCGUAUUGAUUAUAUUUUAGUCUACAAAAAGUCCAGUCCACAAAUAGAGAAAAGAAGCACGUUUGAAAAGAAUCUUCGGGCUGAAGGACUAAUGUUAGAAAGAGAGCCAGCUGUUACAAACAAUGAUAUUAUGUUUGUUAAAAUUCACUGUCCUUGGGACACAUUGUGCAAAUAUGCUGAAAGAAUGAAUAUCAGGAUGCCUUUCAGGAAAAAAUGUUAUUACACUGACUGGAGGAGCAAAACCAUGGGCAGUUUGCAAAGGAAUAUGAGGGAAUUGAAGAGCUGGUUGCCCAGAAAUCCUAUGAAACUUGACAAAGAAGCACUUCCUGAUUUGGAAGAAACAGAUUGCUACACAGCACCCUUCAGUCGUGCACGCAUACAUCAUUUUACAAUAAACAACAAAGACAGCUUCUUCAGCAACUCCACCAGAAGUAGAAUAGUGCACCAUAUGCUGCAAAGAACAAAGUAUGAAGAUGGAAAAUCAAAAAUGGGCAUUACCAGAUUACUCAACAAUGGAACAUAUGAAGCGGCAUUUCCACCUCAUGAGGGGAGUCACAAGAGCAGACACCCCAUCAAAACUCAUGGAGCUCAAAAUCAUCGACAUCUGUUAUAUGAACGGUGGGCACGAUGGGGGAUGUGGUACAAAUAUCAGCCUCUGGAUUUGAUUAGGAGAUAUUUUGGAGAGAAAAUCGGUCUUUAUUUCGCCUGGUUGGGAUGGUAUACUGGAAUGCUUAUUCCUGCUGCUCUUGUAGGGUUGUUUGUUUUCCUGUAUGGUUUAUUUACCAUGGAUUCUAGCCAAGUUAGCAAAGAGAUCUGUGAGGCAAAUGAAACUGUCAUGUGUCCAAUGUGUGAGAAAAAUUGCACGCUGCAAAAGCUAAAUGAAAGCUGUAUCUAUGCAAAGGUUACACACUUAUUUGACAAUGGAGGGACGGUCUUCUUUGCCAUUUUUAUGGCUAUAUGGGCUACCGUGUUCUUAGAGUUUUGGAAAAGACGAAGAGCAGUACUAACCUAUGAUUGGGAUCUCAUAGACUGGGAAGAUGAAGAGGAAGAGCUUCGUCCCCAAUUUGAAGCAAAAUAUUCCGAAGUGGAGCGAGUAAAUCCUAUAACAGGAAAACCUGAACCAUUUCAACCCUUCCCUGAUAAACUUAGUCGGCUGAUGGUGUCUGUGUCAGGAAUAUUCUUCAUGAUUUCAUUAGUACUCACAGCAGUCUUUGCAGUUGUCGUCUACCGCCUGGUGGCUAUGGAGCAGUUUGCCUCUUUCCAGUGGUAUUUCAUUAAAAAGUAUUGGCAAUUUGCAACAUCUGGCACUGGAGUCUGUAUCAACUUCAUGAUCAUCAUGUCACUUAAUGUUGUGUAUGAAAAAGUUGCCUAUCUCCUAACAGAUUUAGAACAUCCUAGAACAGACUCUGAGUGGGAAAACAGUUUUGCCCUGAAAAUGUUUCUCUUCCAAUUUGUCAACUUAAACAGUUCAAUUUUCUACAUUGCUUUCUUCCUUGGAAGAUUUGCUGGACGUCCUGGAAAAUACAACAAACUUUUUAACAGAUGGAGAUUGGAAGAGUGUCAUCCUAGUGGCUGCUUGAUAGACCUCUGCUUGCAGAUGGGAGUUAUCAUGGUUUUAAAACAAAUGUGGAACAACUUUAUGGAGCUUGGCUAUCCGUUACUACAAAACUGGUGGUCACGGCGCAAGAUCAAGAAAGGAGGCCAGUUACUGGAGCAUAAAUUUUCUCUACCUCAAUGGGAAAAAGAUUGGAAUCUACAGCCCAUGAAUCUCCAUGGUCUGAUGGAUGAGUAUUUAGAGAUGGUUCUACAGUUUGGCUUUACUACUAUUUUUGUUGCUGCUUUUCCACUUGCACCUCUACUGGCAUUGCUUAACAAUAUCAUAGAAAUCAGGCUUGAUGCAUAUAAAUUUGUUACACAAUGGAGGCGGCCGAUGCCUGCAAGAGCAACAGAUAUAGGUAUUUGGUAUGGGAUCCUUGAAGGAAUAGGAGUCUUGGCUGUAAUCACCAAUGCUUUUGUUAUUGCCAUUACAUCUGACUACAUCCCACGUUUUGUAUAUGCAUAUAAAUAUGGACCCUGUGUUGAUCAAGGAUACAGACAGGAAAAAUGUUUGAGGGGAUAUGUCAAUAGCAGCUUAUCAAUAUUUGAUCUGAGUGAGCUUGGUAUGGGAUAUUCAGGAUACUGCAGGUAUAGAGAUUACAGAGCACCCCCAUGGAGUUCAAAUCCUUAUGAGUUCACCUUGCAGUUCUGGCAUGUUCUUGCUGCUCGUCUAGCUUUCAUUAUUGUAUUUGAGCACCUUGUUUUUGGAAUAAAAUCUUUCAUCGCCUACCUAAUCCCAGAUAUGCCCAAAGACUUGUGUGACAGAAUGAGAAGAGAGAAAUAUUUAGUUCAGGAAAUGAUGUAUGAGGCUGAACUGGAGCAUUUGCAGAGAGAACGGAAAAAGAAUGGGAAACAGUAUCACCACGAAUGGCCUUAAUGGAUAUGAAGCAAAAGGGAUUGCAGGACUGAGCACUCCUAGUGAAAACUGAAGGUGGGAUUUGAAAAAGUGACAAAGGAAUCCAAUCUUCUGUAUAUGCUGCUCUUGGGAAAUAUCAUUAUCAGGCUUUGCUGUCAACUGGAAAAGCUGUGUUACCAACAGACAAGGCAGAUAUGUACCAUUAAUGGUGUGUGCUAAAAAAAUGACACACUGGGGAAUGAAUUCUAGCUCAGCUGAAAUCACAGUAAGAGCUAAAUUUUCUGGACACCAAUCUAAUAAGAUGAGAAGGGCAUCCAGAACAUAACUUUUUUAAAAGAAAUGGUUAUGCAUACAACUCCUAUUACAAGAGUAUGACUUUUUUAUUUUGAAAAAAAUAUAUAUGAUGUAACACAGCUUUUACUUGCUCAAAAUAAUUCAUAUUGCCUCUGGAUAAAAAUCAAGUGAGAGUAAUUGUUGCCUUUGUGGCCAUAAAUUAAUGCUAUAUCACAGUCCUUGAGGCUUCCUGUUUUUGUCAGGUUUGUCCUGGUCUCUUGCUGAGAUUGUGGAUGUGGCUCUGCCCUUUAAAAGGGAAACCAGCCUGUUCGAUAUUUACUAUGCAGUUUGAUGUUUGCACAUUGCCUUUUGUCUCUUUGUCUUUAUAACUCAGUUAGGGGGGGAAACAGUUUCUCUCAAAUCAAAGCAAAACCAGUUUCAUAGAAAGAUCAAAUAAAGGGAUCCAGAGAUCCUGUUUAAUAUGAGUAAGCUGACUUCUGCAGGUAGAGCAACCCUUGAUCUCAUACAAGAAUCUUGUAUAGGGAAAAGUAUAGGGUACCCAGAGAAUAUCACCCCAAGGCAGGAGCAUGUUUCACAUAACCAGCUGUCCAUGCAGCUUAUGGGCUGUGCAGCAUUUGCACAAUAGGAACUGCACAAGUGGUAUAUUUUCCACCUCAGCUUACAGCCCUUUAGAUGCUGACUUUUACCAUUGCUCUGCUCUUGAUGCAGCACUCUUUGAGGGGGGAAAGAGCAAUCUGACAUUUUCCAUUGCUGUUGAUAUUCAAUGUGCAAAGAGGGGCCAUCUCUUUGCACCUCUAAGCUGAGCAGUCCUGUCCUGCAUGCUGGGGGAGCAUGCAGAAGUAUAUCUGUGUGGCUAGUAUUUCUCUCUCUGAACUACAUGGAUUUUAUGUUUCACAUACACAGAAAUAUCAAGCUGAAGUAUCUCAUUGUAUUGCAAAGAAGCAGCAAGUGUUAUUAUUUGCUUUGUGCAAGAUCCAGUUUGGGUAGAAUCUAAAAUAUGACUUGCUUGCUUGCUCAGGGUAUAGAGACAGAGAUGCAGGACUUGAUUUAAAACAGUGUCCUCCUUGUGAAAUCAAAGCAUGGAAAUGGGUUAUGUAGUGUUCAGUUAUGCCUUGUUAAAAAUUUUCUUUGAAAUCCUUCAAAAGAAAACUAUACACUCUUGUGGUGACUUUUACUUUGCUACUCACAUGCCUUUGUGGAGAACAAAAGUCCUUUAACAUCGAAAUCUACACCUCCUUCAGGCUGCGGAGACAGCAUAACCCUUUGGGGCGGAACCCUUCUGUUACUGCCAAUUUUGGGAAUGUGCUGUGAUUUUGGGAGACAACGGGGCAACUCCAGAUGAAGGUUUAAGGACCACAUGUAGGCCACAGGCUGUAUGUUGUCUACCCUGCCUUAAUGGUUUUUAUGUCAUGCUUUCUUCUAGUGAUUAGUUACUAAUUAUGAUUCUUUUUUAUUACUAUUUUUUUCAAAAUGGGGAAGAGAAGAAUAAUUAAACUUUUUAAAAGACAAGUGUGCAGGAUUCACUUGUACACAGGAGACCAAAAUGUUUCUCCUUUUUCUUUUGUAAAAAAUUCAGGUGGCAAAAUGUUUCUUAUUUAUAUCAACCAAAGUCAACUUAAAACAUUUUCCACUUGCCGAGAUUCUUAUCAUUAUAUUGAAAGAGCACAGCAAUGAUAUCAAACAUAUACAUUUACAUGGGCAUUAAGAUGAAUUCUAUAGAUUAAAAAUGUGGGUUGUGGGUAUGGUAUUAUAGCACUUACAGGGAAUAUACAGCUUAUGCUUUCAUGAAGAACUGUAAGUGAUAUAAUUAUGAUGAAUAUACCAUUAUUCUAACUCUGUGGAAAUUUUCUUAUUGUAUUUAUAUCAUAUAAUUAUUUUAAAUAAUGACAGUCUAUAUUCCAACAUUAUAUGGAUAGAUACUCACAUCCAAUGGUUGUUUCUGCAAAUGGAAGCUGCUCUGUACUACCCCAUGUCCCUUCUUCGUGGUUUCCCCAUACAUUUUGCUCAGGGGAGAAACAUGGGGCACAUACACAGGUCCACUUCAGUGCUGAUGCCCUCAACUGAAAUGAAUAGAAGACCCUACUUACACAGAAAACCUCUGGGUGCAUGAGAGAAUGCACAUUAAAUUUUGAUCAGGAACAUAUAUUGUAAAGUACACCCUUUCUGUGUGUGCUGUAAAGCAUAACCUUUGUUACCUUUAUUUUGCUAUUGUUAUGUCUACCUAAAUACUAUUUGCCUUGGCUGGAUCCAAGCUUUAGAACUGAUGUAGCAUGCCGCCAACAUGUAAAAAUGUUCACUAUGGCUUUGUUUGUCAACAUUUGAUUAUUCUUUAAAAUAUUAAAACAGGUUGCAGGUAAAUUUGUGUAAGAUGGUCACAUAAACAUGCUUACUAGAGAGUAAAUCCCACUGAACUCACAGGGGCUUUCUUUUGAAUAAGCAUGCUUAAAAUUGCACUAUUAAGUCAAACAAUGGAUUACAACCUAUUAGGACUGCGAUCCUAUGAACUUUGCCAGAAAGCAAAUCCCAUUUAAAAGAGACCACAUGGUGUAGUAGUUUGAUUGCAGGAGUAAGACUCCAAGAGACCAGAGGCUAAAGCCCUGCUUUGCUACAGAAACUCACUGGAUAACCUCGGGUAAGUCACACUCUCACAGCCUUAGAGGCAGUAAUAAGAAACCUCCUCUGAAUAUAUAUUGCAUGAAAGCCCUAUAGUAAGCCUGAGCCAUCUUGAAGGCACAACACAAUGAAGGCCCAUUGAACUCAAUAGAAAAUACUUCUGAGUACAUCUUUUUGAGAUUGUACCGUAAACUGUAAAACUGCUUUCUUUUAAAUUUCAUACACAAUUGUAAUCCAGGCCACAAUACUAAAGCCACAUGUUUCUGGUUAUUCACACUGAACACAUAGAAAGUCUAGUGACUUCAGUUUUGAGGGCUUCUAUUAACAUUUUUUCCAUACUUCAAAAGCACAUGACAUUUUUAAAUAACUAAAAUGCUUGCUUGUGCCCUUUCUUUAAGAAAAAGAAAUAUGCAUUAUUCACGUCAAAAGUUUGCUGAUAUAUAGCUAUUUGCUUUAGCUGGGAGAAAUGUUGUGCUAUGUUUGGUUUACUGUGGUUGCAUUGAAUGCAAAUUAUCUUACAAAGACAUAUGGCACACUCUGUUCUCAGGAAAUAUGUAUUACAUGAAUGCUGGUUAAAUAUCUUUUUUGUAUUUCUGAAUACUUGUAUGUCCAAACAAUUACCAAUAUUAGUGGUAUGUGCAUGCAAGCUGCAUUUGUAGACCCUCCAAAGUUGCAGAGCUUCAGAACUAGCAUCCAAGCAAAAGAAGAAGAUUUAGAUCAUUUUGAUCUAUCCUCCAAUAAUUUUGGUCUAUGCAUGUUCUUUCAAACAGACUGCAUGAGCAGCUCCAGUCUGGCUUUCAAAAUACUACAGUUAAUGACUAGUUCAAAACAUCUUAAGUAUUACUAACUCAACUCGGUGUCUUGAUGCAAUCAAAAGGGACACUUGUUCCAGAAAUAAACAUUUGUUUACUAUUUGUUA